Molecule: messenger RNA, 2309 nt
Organism: Penicillium brasilianum
Lineage: Eukaryota; Fungi; Ascomycota; Eurotiomycetes; Eurotiales; Aspergillaceae
Source: the annotation of a GenBank genome assembly
CCGAAGCGGCAUAGAGUCUUGGAUGACGAAGGCGUCCAUUCCCUUGGGGACCAUUGUGCUUCCGCAGUGAACAACUGCUCAAUUUUCGACUGUUCAACGGCUCGAGUCGGACUUGUCUCACCCGGAACCCAUCCCUCAGUGAAGCCGACUCCGUUGCUUGUUGUUGACGCAUUCACAACCCCUGGGCCCUGCUUGAACGAGCUCUACGUGGCCACAGCGCUCUCCGCCCCCGAACAGUUUGUUGAACGAAUGCGCAGCCACGGCUUUCUUCUUAAAGAUCUAAGCUACACCCGGGGUUGAGCGCUUUAGGGUUAGACGGAGAGAAGUAUUAGAACCAUACGCUGAAGUUGGAUCGUUUUGUUAUUCCCAUACUCCUGGAGAAAAGGGAAACUACAACAUCGUCACCUCCACUCCACUUCUUAUCGGUUAUCUUAAGCGGCCAGGUCAAUCUACAACACCACCAUCCGAGAUCUCUAGCAAUAGAGACGGCCCUCUGCAAUUCCAUCCCAAGGGGCCAAGAGCCGAAGCACGCUGAAACAACGGCAUUGUGGCUUCGAAUAACAUUGAACUUGCGGAAUCGCGGGACAAAACCCCGAGCCCCGGUCGGCACUCCCAGGACUCAGACGACGAGAUGGUUGGCAACCGCCCCCCAAUGCACCGACCGACCGACGGGCGAUCGCAGCAACCGUUACUCAAGGAUGACCCCCACGGGCGCCUUUCUCGAUCCAGUUUUGGCCAUGACGCGGAACACCGGCCCAUGUUGCACCACACGCGUCGGCCCACCAUUCAGAGUAGAAACUCGGAAUACGACGCUGCCCAAGCGACUCGCAAGAAGUAUAUGAUUGCGGGAGGAUUCCUGCUGUUGAGUCUGGCUAGUUUUGUCGUUCAGACUGAAACUGCUGUAUACAUCCAGCAUGAACUGCAUUGGGACAAACCAUAUUGCAUGCUCUAUAUCACCCACGGUUCCUGGGCACUGCUCUGGCCCGUCCAGCUUCUCAUACUGCGAAUCCAAAAGCGAAAGCUAUCAUGGGAAGCAUUCUGGCGCCGCCAUGUCUUCCUCAUCAAAACCACCGCUCAAAUGGUUGAAACCCAAGAUGUACACCUGUCCACUCGCGACUCUCGCCGCUCGCCAAUCCCGUACAUGUUGAAGACGACUGCAUUUGUGACUACCGCGUUGACGAUAGCCGGCGGUUCAUGGUACGUUGCCGUUAAUUUGACGACGGCCAGCGACCUGACAGCUAUCUACAACUGCUCUGCCUUCUUCGCCUACGCCUUUUCGAUCCCCCUCCUCAACGAGAAGCUGCGGUUCGACAAGGUCUUCUCCGUUUGUGUGGCAAUUAUCGGUGUCCUCGUCGUCGCUUACGGUGACCGACCCGAGAAGAAGGUCUCCAAGGGAGGCACUACUGGUGCCGAGGACCAAGAAGCCCAGAGCAGGCUCCUGGGAAAUAUCGUCAUCGGUGUCGGCAGUAUACUCUACGGUCUGUACGAGGUGCUCUACAAACGCUUUGCCUGUCCGCCGGAGGGAACUAGUCCCGGUCGAGGCACCAUCUUUGCCAAUUCAUUUGGUAGCAUGAUUGGGUGUUUCACACUUACAGUACUGUGGAUUCCCAUUCCUAUUCUGCACAUGCUAGGCUGGGAGACCUUCCGUAUCCCAACGGGCGAGGCGGCUUGGAUGCUGCUAAUUUCCGUUUGUGCCAAUGCCACUUUCUCCGGGUCCUUCCUGGUCCUAAUAUCUCUCACAUCUCCCGUCCUAUCAUCCGUCGCCGCCCUUUUGACAAUUUUCCUCGUCGCGAUCGUCGACUGGUUCCGCACGGGUCAACCCCUCUCUUUCGCGGCCAUCAUCGGCGGAAUCCUCAUCAUGGCGGCAUUCUUCCUAUUGAGCUGGAGCACGUACCGUGAAAUGAGCGAGGAGCGCAGAAAGCAUCUGGAAAAUGACCAGGUCGAGUCCGAAAGCGAUGAAUAGAUCUUUCGCGUCGGAGAUUGAGUGGUAUAUCCUGUUAUCGUCUACAUCUUGUUAGGAGUUUAAGGAGUGUUUGUAUCUCAAGUUGGAGCUUGUAUAGCUACCCAUCUGGGCUUGGAUCCUUUUCAAUCGUUCAUAUCUUUUUUCGUUUCGUUUCCUUUUUCGACGAGCGGCUUACGUACUCGAUACUGCCGUGGAUUGUGGAUAUUGCAUUCAGACUAAAUGGUAGAGACAUGCCAUUCGUCUCUUUGAAUAGAAGGUACAGAGGAUGUAUAUGUCGAGGUAUAGAAUAUCACAAGAAGUGACCGCGCUAUACAUACGUACUUUGUUUAACUUUGAAGAUUCCUUU